Molecule: messenger RNA, 2952 nt
Organism: Diaporthe citri
Lineage: Eukaryota; Fungi; Ascomycota; Sordariomycetes; Diaporthales; Diaporthaceae
Exons: 6
Coding region: 1-2952 (983 amino acids)
Biological process (GO): regulation of GTPase activity
Cellular component (GO): cytoplasm
Molecular function (GO): guanyl-nucleotide exchange factor activity
Source: RefSeq, a predicted model, not a curated record
AUGGCUUCCUCCUCGUCCGAGCCCCCGAAGGACAGCUCUCCUUCUGGCUCGGUCCGCAUCACCCGGGGCCAUGAAGACGAAGAAGUCCCCAGCCAGUGCCUCUCCGACCUGAGCCCUGCCUCGGAUACCACAGAAGAGUCGACUCCGAACACCGAAGACGACUUGGGUCUACUAGAUAUCGAGCCGAUCCUUAGUGAAGACAACGGCGACUGGGCUGAUCGGGACACGGUAGAUCCGGCGUUGGUUAGGUUCACGUUGGAUGAGCCCCACGCCCUCAGUCUUCCCAUCUCCGACGACCUGACAUCACCAGGCGUCUACAAACACUGCGGCUUUGAGCAGUCACCCACACCGUUUCACAGGUGGAUGAGGACUUUGCGGCGGCGUGGGCUUGGCCGGCGGGCUCCGGUCACCGAUGACGACCACACACCCAGGCCAUUUUCUGCGAAUGGCCUGCCAGACAAGCUCAACGGCUCAUGCCAUCACCGCCAGUCAUCUUCCGGGUCGUCGUUCGGCUUUGUCGAGACCGUCAAGACGGCCAGCGCCAGCCUUGCGAGCGGCAGCAUUUUUGCUCGGUCAAGACGGAAUAGCAUGCGGUCCUCCCGAUCUAAAACGCACACCGACCUCAGUAGCAGGGCAUCGAUGUCUAGUAACAGAUGUUCGGAGGACAGCGCGGGGUUGGACAAGCCACAGGUUCUGGACAAGGCAACAGUGGAGCGGUCGCUACAGAGACGCCGGAUCUUGGAGGAGCUCAUCAGCACAGAAGAGGGUUAUAUUGGCGACGUGCGCUUCCUCAUGAAUGUCUACGUCACGAUCCUUGUCUCUCUGCCCACCAUGCCCUCGGGUUUGCGAUCCUCGAUCAAUCGGAACCUGGCUGACAUCGUUGAGCUUCAUGAAGAGCUUCUGGGAGAGCUGCAUCGAGUCGUGCCUCAUUCAGAGUAUACGCAGAUGAGCAUACGCCCACAGUCAAAAACUCGCGUCCAUGGUCACAAUCGAAUUCGGAGCUUGGACGUCGUACCCGAAGACAACGCAAGCAUGUCGUGGCUAGAGACUGUCCCAGGGAUGGUCGCCGAGCCCAGCGUUGUUGCAGAUGUUGCCCAGGUCUUCACCAAAAAGAUGAACCGACUCUUCGUAUAUGAAGAAUACGGCGCGAAAUACGAGAUGAUGAUGAAGGACAUUGCGUCUGCCCACCGUGCUAUGCCGCAGUGGGAGUUGUAUCAGAAGGGGCUGGAGACACUGGCAUCCUCACUCGGCCCAGCCAGUAAACAUGGAGUCAAAUCAAAGAAGUCCUUGACCAUUGGGGACCUUCUAGUCAAGCCAAUGCAACGAGUUUGCAAAUAUCCUCUCCUGUUCUCAGAGCUGUUGAAAUACACGCCCGUCGCAGAUUCUCCGUACGCUCAUAUGGAGAUCGAGAAUGCUCUCAUCCGGCUCAGAGAGGCAACAUCCCAGGUCAAUCGAGCCACUGACGACGCACGUGUAAAAGCUGUCCUUGAGAAGACAUGGCUUUUGCAGGAUCGUCUUGUCUUCCCAGAUUCUGAACUCGACGCUGCAUCCAAAAACCGCAUUCGCUCUUUUGGCCACAUAGAGCUUUGCGGUGCGUUGCAUGCCUGUUGGCAGACAAGGGACGGAAUUCAUGGGCAGUACAUGGUCGCUAUGCUGUACAAGAACUGGCUCUGUCUCGCCUCGGCAAGCCGAGUCGAUCAAAUCUACACACUGCAGGUUUGUAUACCUACAAGCAACAUCAAGAUCGAACCAGUGGACAAUGGUCGAGGCUUGCAGUGUCAUACUGCCCCUUUCUCGUGGAAGAUCGUCUUCGAGUGCGAUUGUCAGUUGUAUGAGAUGAUGUUGACUGCUUGUAAUCCGAAAGAGGAAGACGAAUGGCGGUGCCGCCUCGCAGUUCGCUCGGUGUCGGAGCCACAGGAUCUAGCUGACCCUGAACUCUAUGGUUCACUGUUUUUGAAUAUGAAAAGCCUUAGUACCGUUUUCGGGAAACAAGGUACCAUUGCGCGCAGACUAUCCAUCCAUAGAGCGACCACGGUCGGUCCGAAAACGCCACUUUGCCAUGUCGUCGUAAGAAACACGAGCGUUGAGAAAGAAGCUACGUCUUCGUCCAACGCAACCAUCAACCGGACACAAUCUCUCCUUGCUACUAAGGGUCGCAUACCGGUGCUGGCGCCGUCUCGAGGAGACAGAGCCAGGCUGGAGGCCCUGCUCUCGGACGUGUGGACUCGAGACGUCCUCCCAUUUCCUGGAAUGACGACUCGUGCUCGCAAUGAACAUAUCAUACGCACCUCAGCGCAAUCUAUGAUGCGCAAGCUGAGUGUGACGAGCAUCACAAGUAGUUUUACCAAGCGCUCGGCCAGUUUCGCAAGCAUCACCAGAAACAGCGACGAUGGGUCUGGCGGAGAGGACGCAGUCGCUCCAGCGAUUAGUACGAAAGAAGAGCCGCCGGCGAUUCGAAUGCCGAUUGGGGAGGAAGAAAGCAACAACCUGCGAUUAUCUGUCAUCGACGACGAGUCAGAUAGGGCGACACCUUCGACGGUUCGUGCCCACUAUGAGCCUCCCGGCACUGCCACAAGUGUCGAGAGUAAGAAAAAUCCAGGACGUCAAAUGCGCAUCACCAAGAGCCCGAGUGCGUGGCAGCUUAGGGAGCUUGCGCUGGCUAAGACGCCGUCGGCCCCCGCUGCCCUCCGCGCCAAAUCCGUCAACAGCCCAGGGUUGAAGCGUCAGGCGUCUAUCCUGUCGCGGAGAUCGGUCUGUUCGGCAUUUGAUAACAGUGAUGGCUUCGGCAAGAAUAUCAAGAAGAGAAGAGCGUAUGAGCACACUGAGCCACCGUCGUCCUCGAGAGGGUCGACGCCGUCUCCGCGGAAGCAGCCUUCGUCUGCAAGGUGGUCCAAGGUGGACAUGCUGCGCCGGGGUACUGUGUCUCAGGGAAUCCGAGGCUUCUUCCGAUAG